AUGAGAUCAGGCGCGAUCGAUCGAUCAGAUCAAUCAGCGAGAUCGAUCAGGCGCGAAGAUGAGAUCAGGCGAUCAAAUCAAGGUCAAAGGCAGAUCGGCGCGAUCGGCGUCAGAUCCUCGAAAUCGAGAUCAGGCGCGUCGAUCGAUCAGAUCAAGCAUCGAUCUCAGGAUCAAGAAAGGCGCUCGAUCGAUCAAAGGCGCGCAUCGGAUCAGCGCAUAGCUCAGGAGAUCGGCAAAGAUCAUCGAUCAAAGGCGCGUCGAUCAAGGCAAGAUCGCUCAGAAAUCGAUCAAGAGCGUCAGAUCAGAUCGAUCAGGAUGAAUCAAACGCGUCGAUCGAAAUCAGAUGAGGGAGCGUCAGACCAUCGUCAGAUCAAAGGCGCGUCGAUCAGAUCAAAGCACGUCCUCAGGCGUCAAAGGAUCAUCAGAUCAGAUCAGGGCAAAUCGAUCAUCAGAUCAAAUCGAUCAGGCGAUCGAUCAAUCAGAAUCAGGCGCGAUCAGCUCGAUCGAUCAGAUCAAAUCAUCAGGAUCAGAUCGGCGCAUCAUCGAGAUAGAUCAGGCGCGUCAGAUCGAUCAGGCGAUCGAUCGAUCAGGCGAUCAAAGAUCAGGCGCAGAUCGAAUAGGAAGAAAUGA
Xenia sp. Carnegie-2017 is the source of this 630-nucleotide messenger RNA. RefSeq names its product arginine/serine-rich coiled-coil protein 2-like. The record is from RefSeq and is a predicted model, not a curated record. Lineage: Eukaryota; Metazoa; Cnidaria; Anthozoa; Malacalcyonacea; Xeniidae. The transcript has a single exon. Bases 1 to 630 code for a protein of 209 amino acids.